AUGAGACUGCGACACCGACGCGCCCCGCUCCUCCUCCUCCUACUGCCGACGCUUGCUCUCGCGAUUUCGACCAUCGACUCCAGCUCAGAGCAGGAUGCUCGCGCCCCGGCCGUCGAUCACAUCACCGGCUCAUCUACUAAGGUGAAAUAUGACGUUGGCACCAAGGAUGCACCCGUUGAUGGCAAGGAUGGAAAACCACACGAAGGGCCUUUCGUUGACCCUCACAAGGGCGAGAAGACUGGUGUCAGCGAUUCAGACAUCUCGGAAGAGCUACCAGUUUUGAAGGAUACGUCGACCGACAAGACCAUGUACAAAGGCCAGAAGAUUCCGGAGACCAACGAUGGCGUCAUGGAUGAUCCCUACCACAAGUCUCCCAAGCAGGGCACGACGGGCACCGAGGGAGGCGUGAGUGAGAAGGACAAGGCGCGGAAGGCAAAGGAGGGUCAGACGGGCGAGAAGGUUGAAAAUGUACCAGAAACCCCCAAGGAAGCCCCUCCUCUACCACACAGCGAGGAGGAGAAGAUUUUAGGCGAUAAGGACGGCAAGAAGCUCUCAGCCGAAGAAGUGGCGGGGCUGGACAAACCAACAGAUCUUCCAGAAAAGCUUCGAGACAGCCCGAAUCCGAUCCCCGACUCGGCCAACAAAGAUCAUCUCGAUAUCUCGAAGCCAACCAAGUCGACGCCCAAGAAGACAUGGAAGGAAGACACCGAUGAAGAAGGCGAGGGCCUCAUUCAGCCCUUCCAUUCUUUCUUGCUCUCUCUGACUAUGAUUCUGUUCUCAGAGAUUGGCGACAAGACAUUCCUUGUGGCCGCGCUCAUGGCUAUGAAACAUGACCGUAUGGUCGUAUUCUCCGCAGCAUUCGGCGCACUCCUCGUCAUGACGGUCCUCUCCGCUGUCCUCGGGCAUACCGUUCCAGCCCUGAUCCCCAAGCGCGUGACCGCCUUCCUCGCGUCCGGGCUCUUCUUCAUCUUCGGAGCGAAGCUGCUCCGCGAGGGCAUGGCCAUGAGCCCCGACGAGGGCGUCACGGCCGAAAUGCAGGAAGUCGAGAUGGAGCUCCAGGAGAAAGAGCAUCAGGCCCUCAAGCAAGGCCGGCGCCGAUCCUCGGUCACUCCCUACGCCAUGGAAAUGGGUCUGAGCCGAAACCGCAAGUCGCGAUCGCAGUCGCGCUUCCCGACCCCGCCGCGAAGCCCCUCGACGUCACCGGCUAGAAGUCCGUCGCCUCGCGGCGGCGUCAUGGCCAUUGGCACGGGAUUGUCUAACUUGUUGUCGCUGCUACUGAGCCCCGCUUGGGUCCAGACAUUUAUUAUGACCUUCCUGGGCGAGUGGGGCGACCGCAGCCAGAUUGCGACGAUUGCCAUGGCGGCUGGGCAGGACUGGUGGUGGGUUACGCUUGGUGCGGUGCUGGGGCAUGCUUGUUGUACGGGCGUUGCUGUUAUUGGUGGGAGAGCCAUUGCCGGGAAGGUCAGCUUGAAAGUUGUCACAAUUGGAGGUGCGGUUGCUUUCCUGGUGUUCGGCUUCAUAUACUUUGUGGAAGCUUUCUAUGCAUGA
Pseudomassariella vexata is the source of this 1548-nucleotide messenger RNA. RefSeq lists its product as uncharacterized. The transcript has 2 exons. Lineage: Eukaryota; Fungi; Ascomycota; Sordariomycetes; Amphisphaeriales; Pseudomassariaceae. Gene Ontology annotation, molecular function: calcium ion transmembrane transporter activity; manganese ion transmembrane transporter activity. The record is from RefSeq and is a predicted model, not a curated record. Gene Ontology annotation, biological process: calcium ion transmembrane transport; Golgi calcium ion homeostasis; Golgi calcium ion transport. The coding region runs from base 1 to 1548 and encodes 515 amino acids. Gene Ontology annotation, cellular component: fungal-type vacuole membrane; Golgi apparatus.